Molecule: messenger RNA, 2863 nt
Organism: Sebastes umbrosus (honeycomb rockfish)
Lineage: Eukaryota; Metazoa; Chordata; Actinopteri; Perciformes; Sebastidae
Gene: nfs1
Product: NFS1 cysteine desulfurase
Exons: 13
Coding region: 228-1577 (449 amino acids)
Biological process (GO): [2Fe-2S] cluster assembly
Cellular component (GO): mitochondrion; cytosol; nucleus
Molecular function (GO): pyridoxal phosphate binding; cysteine desulfurase activity
Source: RefSeq, a predicted model, not a curated record
UUGUUGGUUGUCACCCGGACGUUUCUCAAACCAAACAUAACUUCGCUGAAGCUAAACCUUUAUUCUUACAGUAGAGUUAUCGUCGUCAUUUUCCUCCUCAGACACCAGCAGGUUAAACAGAUUGAGCUGGUUAAACUUGGUGAACUCUGGUGGUAGUGUGGUGUUGUUAGUGUGUUGUUGUUAUCGGAGGUCAGCGUGUCUCCAGCUGAAACCAGCCAGCCGUCCAGAUGCUCUCCCCGGGCAGGACCGUGUCCUCCCUGCUGCUCAGGCCGGUCUCCAGGCUUCCUCUCUGGCUGAGCUCUGAAGGAAGAGCCGCCAGCUCUCAGCCCAAAGAGUUGAUAACGCCACAGGAACUGGAUAAAAAUGAGCCCCGCCCCCUCUACAUGGACUUCCAGGCCACCACACCCAUGGACCCCCGGGUGCUGGACGCCAUGCUGCCCUAUCAAGUGAACUACUACGGUAACCCUCACUCCAGGACACACGCUUACGGCUGGGAGAGCGAGACCGCCAUGGAGACAGCCAGGAAGCAGGUGGCUGAUCUGAUUGGAGCAGAUCCCAGAGAGAUCAUCUUCACCAGCGGAGCCACAGAGUCCAACAACAUGGCCAUCAAGGGCGUGGCCAGGUUCUACAAGAUGAAGAAGCGCCAUGUGAUCACCACGCAGACGGAGCAUAAAUGUGUUCUGGACUCGUGUCGAGUUCUGGAGUCAGAGGGAUUCAGCAUCACCUACCUGCCAGUCCAGUCGAACGGACUGCUGGACCUGGAGCUGUUGGAGGCCUCCAUCCGUCCUGACACCUCUCUGUUGUCGGUGAUGUCCGUCAACAACGAGAUCGGAGUCAAGCAGCCCAUCAAGGAGAUUGGUAGGAUUUGUCGUUCUAAAGGAGUCUUCCUCCACACUGACGCCGCUCAGGCGGUCGGAAAGAUUCCCAUCGACGUCGUGGACUGGAAGGUUGACCUGAUGUCCAUCAGCGGCCACAAGAUCUAUGGACCCAAAGGUGUGGGUGCUCUGUACGUGCGUCGCCGGCCCAGAGUGCGCUUGGAGCCGCUGCAGAACGGGGGCGGGCAGGAGAGGGGGCUGCGCUCUGGUACCGUCCCCACCCCACUGGCUGUCGGGCUGGGAGCCGCCUGCAGCAUAUCACAGCAGGAGUUGGAGUAUGAUCAUGAGAGAAUAUCCAUGCUGGCUAAUCGUCUGAUCCAUAAGCUCACGUCUGAGCUUCCUGAUGUCAUCAUGAACGGAGAUCCAGAACAACGCUACCCUGGCUGUGUCAACCUGUCCUUUGCCUAUGUGGAGGGAGAGAGUCUGUUGAUGGCGCUGAAGGAUAUCGCUCUGUCAUCUGGGAGUGCAUGUACGUCAGCAUCUCUGGAGCCAUCAUACGUCCUCAGAGCGAUCGGAGCAGAUGAAGACCUGGCUCACUCUUCCAUCAGGUUUGGUAUUGGCAGGUUCACCACAGAAGCAGAGGUGGACUAUACAGCAGAGAAAUGUAUCACUAAUGUCAGCAGGCUCCGAGAGAUGAGUCCUUUGUGGGAGAUGGUUCAAGAAGGCGUCGAUCUGAAGAGCAUCAAGUGGACGCAGCACUAAGCUCUUCCCACUUCCUGUUUACUUCCUGGCUGACGAAGACGACAAUGAGGAUGAUGAUGAUGAUUGAUUCCCAGGGAACUCUGGGAAUGCACUAGCUUUUCCUUCCUCUACACAAACACGCACAAACUUCCUGUCUGACUUGAAGUCUGUUUGUAACCGUAGCUCUGUGUCUCCAUAAAGCUCCUCUUGUUGCUCGGUCAGAAGAUGUUGUUCAGAGAGUUGCCCAACGCAUGGCAACCUCUGCUUGUUGUAUGUUGUUCUGUUACACCUGGGUCCUGUAUCACAAAGUCAGUUCAGCUUAGUCUGGCUACUCUUUGUGUUACACGGCUUCACUUUUAGUUAUCUCUGGGUUUACUAAUCCAGCUCUUCAUUACAUCCCGUCACAUGUAACAUCAUCAGCACCAUGAAACUUAUAUUUAUAUUACUGAGGCAGCAAAAAGUGAUUUACAGCUAGGUGAAAUGUAUCAGACACAAGAAGAAUAAAAUAUAAAGCUGUUGAAGGAUUAAUAUCCAAAUAAUUAAAGUAAGGGCAAGUAGAAGUAGUACUACUCGUCACUUUAUUGUAAACUCCAGUGAUGUUAUCGGUCAGUAAUGGACUAUAGUUGAUGGGUUUUGAUCUGAUCUUCUGAAGUGAACUUGCUCUGGGUUGACCCCACUGGUUACCAUGAGCAGAAACAAAAUAGGACCAGCGGGCAGUGCUACUUCAGUGAUGCUGGAGGCUGCAGCAGACCAAAAUUUACUGAGCUGUCUGAAGAUUCAAUGAUUCUCUAAUAAUUCUUUGAGUCAAAACUUUUCACUUGAUUCACAGAUGGUCUCUUGCUCUGUCCACAUGUGAUACACUGUCCUCUCUCUCUCUCUCUCAGGACUCACUCUUGCAGUUUUGCUUUCUCCUCUCACAUCGUUUUUUCAGUAUUCAAUAAACGGCAGCAUUAUGUCAGUUUAUCAGCCGUGUUCACAGUGUUAGCAGCCGCAGUUUGAUUAUUUCUUUAAAGUCUGGAACGCUCUACAAGACUGGAGCUGAUUGGACCACAACAGCUGAUUUUUUUUAUAGUGGAGAGUAAAAAUAUUUUUCUGAGGUUGUUGAUGGGAAUCUGAAGGGGAUUCUGAAAGUCUGAAAAAUGAACUUGUUAAGGGUGGAUCUUAACAGUCUGAGAGGAUUUUAAAGUCUUUUAUUGUGUUCCUGGAUGUUCCUGUCACAUUUAUUAGAAUCCAUCUACUGUCUUCUACUGUUACUCUCAUCAUAUACAUUAUUAUCCAAUAAAGUGCUGCUUCAUGGUUAUGCAAUA